Messenger RNA from Dendrobium catenatum, 2037 nucleotides. RefSeq names its product 7-deoxyloganetic acid glucosyltransferase-like. Bases 326 to 1792 code for a protein of 488 amino acids. The record is from RefSeq and is a predicted model, not a curated record. Gene Ontology annotation, molecular function: UDP-glycosyltransferase activity. The transcript is spliced from 2 exons. NCBI's taxonomy places the organism in Eukaryota, Viridiplantae, Streptophyta, Magnoliopsida, Asparagales, Orchidaceae.
GUUAUAAUUUCUCCAUAGGAAGAGCGGAUGUUUGGGAGGCAAUUGGCCAAUAUACCAGGUGUCAAUGAUCAAACGUCGUUCAUCUUCUUUGCUUGCACAGGAAAGGUGAGCUGCGUGUGGAGGAUCGGACGCAGUCACUCCCCCUAAACCGCCCCAAAUCGGUACACUUUUAUCUUAAACAAAAUUUUAAGUUAUCUUCCAAGCGCAGCUUUGUCGUCUUCUCCCUUCAGAUGCCCAUAAAAGAAGAAAAAAAAAAAGUUUCAACUGUGGUUUAUUCGUGGGAGUCGUCACCAAUCGAAAGUUUUUCCCAAUCCCAAAGAAAUCGAUGGAGUCAGCCAAAGAUAACCUGAAGCAAGAAGCUCACCUUCUCAUCUUCCCCUCCCCUCUACAAGGCCACAUAAACACCAUGCUACGCUUAGCUUAUGCACUCUCCGUUGAGAGCGGCCUCCGCAUCAGCUUCCUCAACACUGACCACAACCACCGCCUUCUCAGCUUCUCCUCCCCUUCCCAACACUCCCCUUUCUCUCUUCUCUCGAACUUCCGCUUCCUCUCCAUACCAGACGGCCUACCCGAUGACAAUCCUCGCUCAACGUUCUAUCUGACUGAGCUCCUUCAAUCGCUCAAAACCCGCGCGGUGGAUUCUUUCCGCGCGCUGCUGCUCGCCGGUGGGAACAGAGACACCGACGGUUGGCCGCCUGUGACCUGCGUUAUCGUGGACGGACAACUUCCCCAUUUCAUGGACGCAGCUCAGGAACUGGGGAUCCCUGCGAUUUUAUUCCGAACUAUUAAUGCAUAUUCCCUUUGGGUUUAUCUCCAGAUCCCUCAGAUGAUGGAGGCCGACGAGCUCCCUUUUCCAGCCGAUGAAGACCUUGAUGUACCCAUAAAGAGCGUGCCGGCCAUGGAAGGCUUUCUCCGGCGUCGAGACCUACCAAAAAUGUGUCGAGGAGCAACUAAAGCUGAUAACGAAAAGCUUCAGUUAUUGGCCAGCAAUUCCGCCAGCGCUACGCGGUCGAAAGGACUAAUCCUCAACACGUCAAACUCUCUCGAAGCUCCCAUCCUAUCUAAAAUCCGCUCCCUCUUCCCCAACACCUACGCCAUCGGCCCCAUCAACGCCCUAGUCGAAUCCAUCACCUCAUCCUCUGUCUCUGCCAAUCUCUUCGCCGAGGACCGCUCGGCACUCAGCUGGUUGGAUUCCCAGCUGGACCGCUCCGUCGUUUAUGUCAGCUUCGGCAGCAUAGCCCUGAUGAUGGAAGAAGAGUUUAUGGAGAUCUGGAACGGACUCGUCAAUAGUGGUCACCGCUUUUUGUGGGUGGUGAGGCCUGACUUGGUAGCCAAUGCAACGGUGACGAUCAAGUUGGCGGAAUUGGAGGAGAGAGUAAGAAUUGUGGAGUGGGCGCCGCAGGAGGAGGUCCUGAGGCACCGUGCGGUGGGGUGUUUUAUUACGCACUGCGGGUGGAAUUCGACGGUGGAGGGUAUGGCGGCAGGGGUGCCGAUGGUGUGUUUUCCGUGGUUGUGGGAUCAGUUUGUUAUUAGUAGGUUAGUUGGGGAGGUUUGGAAGGUGGGGUUAGAUAUGAAGGAUAUGUGUAGGAGGGAUGUGGUGGAGAGUAUGGUGAGGGCGGCGAUGGAGGGGGAGAAGGCGGAGGAGCUCCGGCAGGCAGCGGCGGAAAUGGCGGUGGAGAUUGGGAGGAACGUGGGGGAAGGUGGGGAUUCCAGGUUGGACUUCGAGAGAUUGGCGAGGGAUAUUUUGUCGUUAAGCUUGAGUGCAUAUGGUGAGGAGAGACGAGGGAUCUGAGAAGUUUUUCAAGUGACGCGGCGGUCUUUGUGGAGGUUAUUGAAUUGUGACUUCUUCUAUUAGCGUGCGAAUUUGUCUUUUUAAAAUUUAAAUGUAUUUUACUAUUUUAUUUCCAAUGUAAUACAUUUUGGAAUAUUUUGAAUCAAGGAAGAAGUUUCAAAUAAAAUAAAUUUUAUAAUUUACAAAAAUACCUAGUGCAUGAUGUGGUGAAUCUUUUGUUUAUUUAUUUUUUAAUAUUGAACUUU